Molecule: messenger RNA, 993 nt
Organism: Aspergillus saccharolyticus JOP 1030-1
Lineage: Eukaryota; Fungi; Ascomycota; Eurotiomycetes; Eurotiales; Aspergillaceae
Exons: 6
Coding region: 1-993 (330 amino acids)
Source: RefSeq, a predicted model, not a curated record
AUGGCUGCGGACGUGAGCUACCCCAACAUGAACGGCCAUGGACCUAUUGCCGAUAACAUCAAGACUGAGGCAUCCCGCACCAGUCAAGAGUUGCGCGAGCUGCGAAACGCAGCAGUGACUCCCUCCACCACCGCCGCGACCGGCCAACCCCUGACCUAUUACCACUCUCUGCUGUACAGCCUCUUGAGCUGGGAGCAACCCCGAGCCACCGCCGUCUCCUUUAUCAGCGUCGUCGCUUUCAUCUUUGCCGCCCGUUAUCUUCCUCUCCUCCGAUGGUUCUUCAAGUUUAUCUAUGUGGUUCUGGGCUUCACCGCGCUCGCUGAGCUGGGUGGUCAGCUUGCCCUCAAGCAGAGCGUUGUCGGAUCUUUCCGCCCUCGCAAGUACUACACUGUCCCCAAGGAGACGGUGGAGGCUGUGUUGGAGGAUCUCGAACAGCUCGUGGAUUUUGUCCUGAUCGAGUUCCAGCGCGUUCUGUUCGCUGAGAACCUCGUUCACACCAUUGCUUCCUUCCUUGCCGCUUUCUCCGCCUACUGGUUGAUCAAGUUCCUUCCCUUCUGGGGUCUCGCCCUCAUCACUGUCACCAUUGCUUACUUGGGUCCUUUGAUCUACAUCAACAACCGUGAGGUCAUCGAUGGCCAGAUUGAGCACCUCCAGGAGAUGGUCAACAGCCAGGCCCACCAGCUGAAGGAAGUCGCCGAGGAGCGCACCGCACAGGCAACGGGUCUUGUCAAGCAAUAUGUCGAGGACUACAGUGCCAAGGCCCAGGGUCUCGUGCACCGUCGGUCUGCUUCGCGCUCUGUGACCCCCGAGGUGGCCAAGGUGGUCAGCCCCGUUGUCAAGGAAGAGACUGAGACUGAGCCCGUGAUUAAGACGACCGACUUCCCCGAAGCCCCAAAGGCUGAGCCUGUGGCCCCCGUCUCUGUUGCGCCCGUGGUGGAGUCGAUCGAGCAGCCUGCCCUCCAUGCUGAGGAGAAGGAGCCUCUCUUGGCUUAG